This is a messenger RNA of Colius striatus (speckled mousebird), 858 nucleotides long. RefSeq names its product ribosomal protein S27 like (gene RPS27L). Gene Ontology annotation, cellular component: cytosolic small ribosomal subunit; ribosome. Gene Ontology annotation, molecular function: RNA binding; structural constituent of ribosome. The coding region runs from base 129 to 383 and encodes 84 amino acids. The record is from RefSeq and is a predicted model, not a curated record. Gene Ontology annotation, biological process: ribosomal small subunit assembly; translation. NCBI's taxonomy places the organism in Eukaryota, Metazoa, Chordata, Aves, Coliiformes, Coliidae. The transcript is spliced from 4 exons.
CCUCAGCCGCCCCGCCCCCGAGCGCAGCAGCGCCCGCGUCCGCAGGGCGCCCACGACAGCUCCGGCUCCGACUCCGGCUGCGGCUCCGCGCCGCCAGUGCGGGCGCCCCGAGUGGCUCCGUCGCGGCCAUGCCUCUGGCCAAGGACCUCGUGCACCCCUCCUUGGAGGAUGAGAAGAGAAAGCACAAGAAGAAACGUCUUGUGCAGAGCCCAAACUCCUACUUUAUGGAUGUAAAAUGUCCAGGAUGCUACAAGAUCACUACUGUAUUCAGCCAUGCUCAGACAGUAGUUUUGUGCGUAGGGUGCUCAACUGUUCUGUGUCAGCCUACAGGGGGGAAAGCCAGACUCACAGAAGGCUGUUCAUUUAGAAGAAAGCAACACUAAACAAUUCAGCAUGUGGUUUUCGAUCUGUGCUCCUGAAACUUACCAAUUUAAAAAUGUCUGGUAAUACAACAAUGCAAUUACAAUUGAUUUUGUAAAAAUUACAUGCUACUGGUGACUAAUGAGCUGGAAUCUCUUUUUCAAUAAAUGAAGUGCAAUUUUUUCCUGUGAGUUUGCAGACAGCUGAGCUCUAUUUUUUUAACAGUGUAUUGUUAAUUGGGUGGUGUCAUUGAAUAUAAAAACUUUGAGCUUUCUGCAUCCUUCCCCUCGUUAAUCAUCAACUACAGCAGCGUAAUGUGUAUGGUGACAGAAAGAAGAAUGUAGGAGAAUGCUUUAUUACUGCAGCUACCCUAACUGCAAGGGUUGCAAAGGCUAGAUAAGAUUUUUAAAUGGCUCAUUUGCUUUCAACAUUGCUUCAGUCUAUUUACCAUGCUGAGUAAGGUGGUGAUAAAUAAAAAUAUUAAGUUACUCACAUUGA